AUGUCACUUCCGAUGAAGCUGCACACCGAAGUCAAAAGCUUUUACGGAUUUCUCAGAUGCAGAUCGAAUACCUACUGGUCAGUAACAAGAUAUUAUGAUUAA
This is a messenger RNA of Angiostrongylus costaricensis, 102 nucleotides long. The record is from the annotation of a GenBank genome assembly. Lineage: Eukaryota; Metazoa; Nematoda; Chromadorea; Rhabditida; Metastrongylidae.